This is a messenger RNA of Chrysochloris asiatica (Cape golden mole), 1509 nucleotides long. RefSeq names its product NIMA-related kinase 3 (gene NEK3). Gene Ontology annotation, biological process: protein phosphorylation. The record is from RefSeq and is a predicted model, not a curated record. Bases 1 to 1509 code for a protein of 502 amino acids. The transcript has 15 exons. Gene Ontology annotation, molecular function: protein kinase activity; ATP binding. Lineage: Eukaryota; Metazoa; Chordata; Mammalia; Afrosoricida; Chrysochloridae.
AUGGAUGACUACACAGUUCUGCAAGUGCUUGGUGAAGGCUCCUUUGGCAGAGCCCUUUUGGUUCAGCAGGAAGGCAGUAAUCGGAUGUACGCCCUGAAGGAAAUACGGCUUCCCAAGUCUUUCUCUGAUAUACAGAAUUCUAGGAAGGAGGCUGUUUUGUUAGCCAAAAUGAAACACCCCAAUAUUGUUGCCUUUAAAGACUCAUUUGAAGCUGAUGGACAUCUGUAUAUAGUGAUGGAAUAUUGUGAUGGAGGAGACCUAAUGCAAAAGAUUAAACUUCAAAAAGGGAAGCUAUUUCCUGAAGAUACGAUACUUAAUUGGUUCACACAAAUGUGCCUUGGAGUAAAUCAUAUUCAUAAGAAGUAUGUGUUACAUAGAGAUAUUAAGUCCAAGAAUAUCUUCCUUACCCAAAAUGGAAAAGUAAAAUUGGGAGAUUUUGGAUCUGCCCAUCUUCUCUCCAAUCCCAUGGCAUUUGCUUGUACGUAUGUGGGAACACCUUAUUACGUGCCUCCAGAAAUUUGGGAAAACAAGCCCUAUAACAAUAAAAGUGACAUCUGGUCCUUGGGAUGCAUUCUGUACGAACUCUGUACUCUUAAGCACCCAUUUCAGGCAAAUAGUUGGAAAAAUCUUAUUCUCAAAAUAUGCCAGGGGUCCAUCAAUCCACUACCAUCUCAUUAUUCCUAUGAGCUCCAGUCUCUAAUCAAGCAGAUGUUUAAGAGGAGCCCUUCUCAGCGCCCUUCAGCUACAACACUUCUCUCUAGAGGUAGCAUAGCCCGGCUUAUCCAGAAAUGCCUACCCCAAGAGAUCAUCAGACAAUAUGGUGAACAGGUAUUAGAAGAAACAAGAAAAUCUAAGCAAAAUAUACCAAAAAGAGAUGACCCCAUCAGAAUUGGGAUAGCUUUGGGCAAUGAAGCAAGUUCGAUGGAAGGGGAUCAACAAGUUAGAAAAUGUAGCCACACUGAUUUAGAAAGCAUUAAUAAAAAUUUGUUUGAAAAUGCAUUGAGAAGAGAAGACAAAGAUAAUAAAUCAGUCCAUCCGAAGAAAACCACAUCACAAAGUCCUAACAGGCAACAAUGGGAGAAAAACAUAUCCAAGACAGCUGUUACUGCUCUGCAAAAUGCAUCCAUACUGAGCUCCAGCUUAACAGCAGAGGACAAUACAGGUGGUUCUGUAAUAAGGUACAGGGAAAAUAACACCCGUAAGCACUGGGUCAGAGAGACACCUGAAACCUUGUUGGACAUCCUUAGGAAUGCUGAUCUCAGCUUGGCAUUUAAAACAUACACAAUAUGUAAAGCAGGUUCUGAAGGGUUCUUGAAAGGCCCCCUCUCUGAAGAAACAGAAGCAUCUGACACUGUUGAUGGAGUUGAUGAUUCUGUUAUUUUGGAUCCUGAGAGACUUGAACCUAGACUGGACGAGGAGGACACGGACUUUGAGGAAGAAGAUGACAACCCUGAUUGGAUGUCAGAACUGAAGAAACAAGCUGGCUUACAAGAAGUGGCUGAUGGAUAG